This is a messenger RNA of Postia placenta MAD-698-R-SB12, 761 nucleotides long. RefSeq lists its product as hypothetical. The record is from RefSeq and is a predicted model, not a curated record. NCBI's taxonomy places the organism in Eukaryota, Fungi, Basidiomycota, Agaricomycetes, Polyporales, Adustoporiaceae. Bases 45 to 584 code for a protein of 179 amino acids. The transcript has 5 exons.
CGAGUUUUUCUAUUCCAUUUCAUAUCGUGUGGAUCACGGUAAAGAUGGCUUCGGUUAGACUACCGUUGUAUUGUAUUCUGUGGUUCUUCUCCGUAGUAGUGUUCGGGUUGACUAUUACCCGACUCAACUAUACACUGCAUCUCCCGAAAGGCGAUCCCUUGAAUCACGGCGCGGAUUUCUAUGAUCCCGUAGUCGCAGAAUUGCUGGUUUGUUCUCUGUUGGCGUUUGGCUUUGCUCCAUUCAUCUUUAAGCCGGAUUUUAUGUCCGCGCUCCGUGUCAAUCUGUUCUCUGAAGUCUCUCCCGCAGUGACCGAAACAAUCGCACUUGCGGCGCUGUGGUUGUUGUGGCUGAUAGGAGCGGGCAUAGCAACUAGCAUCUGGCCAAAUCUGUCGUUCUGCUACAACUUUGCUGCAUGCCGUGUUUUGGCCGCCAUGACGGCCUUUGCCUGGCUCGGCUGGCUUACCGUCUGCGGGCUACUCGUUAUUAGCCUUUUCCCUUUCUUCCAGAAAGACCGUCCGCCCAUCAGUUCCCGUACGAUCGAAUGGGUCGGGUCAACGUCACCGUCUGUCGUAUCUGCUGUGUAACAACAUGAUGAACCUUGUGACUCGAUUUGAUCUAUUCGUACAGUGCAUUCCCCACCUGUUCAUCUACAUGUAUUGGCUCUCACGUGAAUCAGUCUGUGCACAACUUCAUGUGCAUUGCCUCAUCAGUGAUCUGUUAAGUAUAACUGUAAUGAAUGUGUGGUUUGUUGAUCACAUUAA